Cucumis sativus (cucumber) is the source of this 2650-nucleotide messenger RNA. RefSeq lists its product as hypothetical. The transcript has 2 exons. Bases 827 to 2323 code for a protein of 498 amino acids. The record is from RefSeq and is a predicted model, not a curated record. Lineage: Eukaryota; Viridiplantae; Streptophyta; Magnoliopsida; Cucurbitales; Cucurbitaceae.
UUUUUCUGUAACAAUACUCUGCACUUUCCCCUUUCGCUUUUUUGCCUUUCUGGGUGGUGAUUAGAUUGCUUAAUUCAAAACUUUAGCUUUUCUUUAUAUGAAAUCUUAAUAAAAUAACAAACUCCAUAAUACUUUAUGGGAAUUGGGAAGUGAUGAUCAACAAAAAUAAAUAAAAAAAAACUUUGUUAGAAAAUCAAAAGUUCCUUUAGGCAUUAAUAAAUCCAUAGUUGAGUUGAGAAGAGUUGUUUGGGUUUCUCUUGUUUGAUUACAAAUAUUUCCUUCUGUAGUAAAAAAGUGGAAGAAUAAAAAGGCAACACAGGGGAGAUUUUUCAAAGUGGGAUAUGCUGUGGUGGUUGUUUUGACCAUCCAAUUUUUCUUUUUUUCUCUCUUUAAAACUAGGCUGCGGCAUUUCUCUUCAAAAUCCCUCGUUUCCCAUUUCAUCGUACUUGCCGCAGCCCUAUUUGGCUCCAUUUUUUUUUUCUGGGUUUUUCUUGGGGUUGGGAAGAAAGGGGGGAGGAAGAAGAAGAAGAUAUUGAAGAACUGAGGUAUUAAGGGAUGGUUGUUGACGAUACGAUGGAAAUGAACGUUGUUCUUGGUUUUGGAGGUCCUUCUACUUCUAGAUUUCCCGAUGCCUAUCCCAAAAGGGUUUUGAUGGAGGGAAGAUACACUGGAGAUUGACAUCAUCGGAGUGUUUUUCAGGGUUACUUUCUUCAGUUGGUGUUGUUUUUUCCUUUUUCUUUUUCUUUGUUUCUUUGUGUUUUCCCUUCAGCAAUGGCAAUAUUCAACUUCUCAGAAACAAUUAGGAUUCCAUAAGAGAUGAGUUGAAAUGGGAGAUUCUCUCAUUACAGCCCUUUCACUGGAGAAUCAUCAUCCAUCUACACUUUUAUUCAUGGAUUCGAGUGCCUCAUCUCACGAAGAAUUGGAUUUGGAAAUGAAUAGACAGAUCGUUCUUUCCCGUCCGCCUGAUAUCAAUUUACCAUUGUCAACUGAAUGCAGCUACACUCUGCAGCCAUGGAAUUCUGAUCACUGUAACAUUUUAGAUGUUGGACUUGCUUCACAAGUUUAUGAGACCGAAAGUUUUCUUACUGUUCCAAAAGUUGUAAGGAAAUGCACCAAACGGGUAGACAGCAUUUGGGGUGCAUGGUUUUUCUUUAGUUUCUACUUCAAACCUGUGUUAAAUGAGAAAUCGAAGGCUAAGAUUACCCGCGACAGUAAAGGUGUUUCGGGAUUUGAGAAGUCAGAUCUUAAGGUUGAUGUUUUUAUGGUCCAACAUGAUAUGGAGAACAUGUACAUGUGGGCUUUCAAGGAGAGGCCAGAGAAUGCAUUAGGUAAAAUGCAGCUUAGAAGUUACAUGAACGGGCACUCUCGCCAAGGCGAGCCUUCUUUCCCAUUUGGUUCUGAGAAAGGCUUUGUUCGAUCACAUAGAAUGCAACGAAAGCAUUAUAGGGGUCUCUCAAAUCCUCAGUGUGUACAUGGGAUUGAGGUUGUUGCAUCUCCAAAUCUAAUGUCUCUCGACGAAGAACUACGAAAAAGAUGGGUUGAACUAACGGGUAGAGACUUUAACUUCACUAUACCACCUGAAGCAAGUGAUUUUAGCUCAUGGAGGAACCUUUCUAGCCCAGAUUUUGAACUCGAGAGGUCAGUUCCUUCUGUCAAAAGUGCUUUAAAUUCUCAACCAAAGAAAUUGCUCAACGGAUCUACCCUAAAUUUGUCAAACCACAACAACUGUGAUAUGAUGGAUUUAUCACCUGUUACCAGCAAGAAAAGGAAGAGUUCAUCUCCUAAUAUGAAUGAUGAUGAUUGCUUAUUGAUGGUCAAUCCCCCCGACUGGAUUUCAGAUAUGGACAAGCACUCAAAUGGUUUGCAGUGGUUGAACGACUUUAGCGGAGUUAUGAAGAACAGUUACGGGCCUGUUACAGCUGCAAAGACGAUAUAUGAAGAUGGUGAAAGUUAUUUAAUAAUCAUCAGUUUGCCCUUUGUGGAUCUACAAAGGGUCAAAGUUUCCUGGAGGAAUACACUCACCCAUGGUAUCAUAAAGGUUUCUUGUGUGAGCACAUCUUGCGUACCGUUCGUCAAGAGGCAUGAUAGAACCUUCAAGCUUUUAGAUUCAUCUACUGAACAUUGUCCCCCAGGUGAAUUUGUGCGAGAGAUUCCUCUUUUGACUCGAAUUCCUGAAGAUGCUAAUAUCGAAGCAUACUACGACGGACCGGGAUCUGUUCUUGAGAUUAUGGUCCCCAAACUCCGUGAAGGUUCAGAAGAACACGAGGUUCAUGUUUGCCUUCGACCGCUCCAUGGAGUCAAAUCUAAUGUAAUGUUGAGAUAGGCAGUGUUCUGAAAGGGAAUUAAAGAUGGUGGUUGUCUUGAUGCCAUGGUUGAUUAUAUCAAUUUACUAACUUUAUACCACAAGAUAGAAUUCUAUGAACCUCAAUCUGUUUUUCACAUUUUUCUUUUACAAUUUACGUCAUUAGUCUUAUGCAUCUGGUCUCGCUUUGAUAGGACCUGACACUGGUUGUCAAAGUCAUAAUUCUUGAGAAAUGGCUUAUCAUUUGGUUGAAUAUCAAUACCUCAAAACUUAUUUUUACAUCUACUGUAGUGUUACCAGAACUUCAUUCAGUUUAACUAAAGAAUGCCAAAGGAUACUUCUGUGGUA